Messenger RNA from Sphaerodactylus townsendi, 4058 nucleotides. RefSeq names its product calpastatin (gene CAST). The transcript is spliced from 33 exons. Bases 184 to 2724 code for a protein of 846 amino acids. Gene Ontology annotation, cellular component: cytoplasm. Gene Ontology annotation, molecular function: calcium-dependent cysteine-type endopeptidase inhibitor activity. Lineage: Eukaryota; Metazoa; Chordata; Lepidosauria; Squamata; Sphaerodactylidae. The record is from RefSeq and is a predicted model, not a curated record.
GCAGCGGCUGCAGGAAGAGGAGGGACUGUUGGCGCUGGGGCCGUCGGAAAAGCUGCUUCAUAGUCGCUUCCACCCUGCCCCCUUCGGUGUCUGCCUUGCAGUUCGCGCAGCGCCCCGUAAACAGCCCACAAGGGGAGGGGACGCGAAGUGCGACGCUUGAGCAAAGGCGCCUCCUCAGCUGUCAUGUCUCAGCCUACGAAAGGCAAAAAGGCUUCCAAAGCCAGCAGAACGCAUGGUGAUAAAAAUGCAGGCAAAGCAUCUGGAGAUAAGAAAAGCACAGAAGCCGCAGAGAAGAAACCUGCAAGCACUGGCAUCAGUGAAUCCCCCAAAACACACACAAGUGGAACACCUUCCAUCAGUCAGCAGACCACGCCAUCUUCCUCUGCUGUAACAAAGACAGCUGCCAUGAAGCCUUCUGAAACAAAGGCUUCUUCAAGCCAUCAACAGACCAGUGGAUUGGAAUCUCACAAAAGGAAGAGAAACAAGAAGCAGUCAAAAGCAAAAAUGGAACCUGAAAAAGCAGCACAGUUAAGCAAGCCACCAGAUUCUCAGAAAAAACAUCUGUCAGAAGAGAAGCAGAAAGACUCCGGAGGGACACAAAAUUCAAGCAAACCUUCUGUAGUAGCAGAACCUAACCAAACAAGUGUUGGAAAAGCAGCUGCUGGUCAGGUUGACAAGUCACCAAAGGAACCAUCAAUAGAAGAACCAAAGGCAAAAUCUGAGGAGAAAUCAUUGUCUUCCAAGGUAUCUGUUGCAGCUGCUGCCACAGCUGGAGCAGUUGCUGCUGCCGAUUUGACUUCUGCAGAGAGUAAAAAAAAUAAACUAGCAGCAACAACUCCAGCUGCAGCAGUAACAAACAGCAAGCCCUCUGAAAAGUCUGCUUUAGAUGAUUUAAUAGAUUCACUGGGAGAUCCUGAAGAAAAUGAGCCACCAAGUCCUGCAUAUACUGGACCACAUGUUUCGGACCCAAUGUCAUCCUUGUAUAUAGAAGAGCUUGGCAAACGAGAGAGUACCAUUCCUCCAGAGUAUAGGAAACUAUUGGAGGGAGAUGGCAAAGUAGUGCCUCCACCAAUGGCAGAGGGAGAAUCGCAGCCAACUAUGACAGAUGAUGACCUUGCAGAUGCUCUGUCAUCCGAUUUUACUUGCAGUGCUGUCCCAAGUGCCGGAGACAAGAAAACUGCACCAAAAGAGAAGACAGGAGAGAGUACAGGAGACAGUGACUUUGUGCAAGCCCAGUCUACAAAUUUGGUCAGCAGUUCAGCUCCUCCUAAAGAGAAGAAACCAAAGCUGGACGAGGAAGAAAUUAGUGGCAGUGCCCUAGAUGCUCUUGUAGAUACUCUUGGCAUGCCAGAACCAGAGCCUGAAGUCGACCUCAGCUCCAUCGUGGAAGUUAAAGAGCCAAAAGCCAAAGAAAAGAAAGAAAAGAGAACUGGUGAAUGGGAUGAUACCAUUCCUCCAGAGUAUAGAUUGCAACCAGCCUUGGAUAAAGAUGGGAAGCCUUUGUUAACAAAACCCGAAGAAAAACCUAAGCCUAUUAGUGAAUCUGACCUAGCUGAUGAAUUUUCCAAAGAUUUUGUCUGUCCACCUCCUCCUACAAAAAAACCAGAACCAUCUAAACCUACCGAUGUAACUAAGAAACCUGCAGCUGCUGAACCCCCAAAAGUGCCUAAGGAAAAAGGGGACAGUUCUGCUGCGUUUCCUCCAGCUGUUGCUCCAACUACUCCAUCAGCAGUUUCUACACCUUCAUCAUCUAAGCCCAAAAAAACACCUAAAGAAGAGGUGAUAUCCACAACUUGUGUAUCUUCUGUUCAGUCUUCAGCUCCAUUGGCAACUUGUCCAAGCGCACAAGUACCUGAUGAUGUGUUGGAAGCCUUAUCUGGAAGUCUAGGGGCAAAAGAGCCUGAUCCAGAAGAGAAAAAGCCAGCCGUGGAUAAAGUGAAGGAAAAGGCGAAACAAAAAGAGCAUGAGAAACUGGGGGAAGAUGAAGAAACUAUCCCCCCUGAUUAUAGAUUAAGUGAAGCAAAGGAUAAAGAUGGGAAGCCUCUUCUACCAAAACCUGAAGAAAAAUCUCAACCUAUGAGUGAAAAUGAACUUCUUGAUGCCUUAUCAGAAGAUUUUUCUUGUUCUUCAAAACCAGCAUCAAAGGCUGCACCUCAAAAACCUGCCACUGUUAGCAACCCCCCCUCUGAAGAAGUUGUUUCUUCUGCCUCAGCUUCUGCAGUGCAUUCAUCAGCUCCACCAGCAGCAGCCACCCCAGGUAAGAAAGAACUUGAUGAUGCUGCAGAUCUUCUUGCAGACUCACUGGGGCAAAGAGAACCUGAUCCAGAUGAAAAUAAGCCAGUUGUGGAUAAAGUAAAGGAAAAGGCUAAGUCUGAACACAGAGACAAAUGUGGAGAGAGAGAUGAUACAAUCCCUCCUGAUUAUAGGCAUCUUCUGGACUCAGAUGAGAAGGGCAAGCCUAUAAAACCAACAGGCAAGCGUGAAGAGAAACCGAAAGAACAAAAGAAGCCAGCUGAUGACUCAGCCGCUAUUGAUGCACUUUCUGGAGACUUUGAUAGUUGUGGGAAACCUCCUGUAUCUCAGCAACCACCAGCAAAGAAUGAAAAAGCAAAAGAUAUUGCCACAUCUAAAUCAGUACCAAAGAAUGAAAAGAAGUCCAAAACUUCCAAAAAGGCAAAGGAGCAGUCUUCCAGUGCAAAAUCUGAAAAACAAAAAAAAAGUUAAAUGUCACUGGGCCUUCUGUCACCAGUGCAAAAACUCUUCAUUUUGAUGGUGUAUAGCUGCAGCAACAACAAAGCUGUUCUGCAUAAGCAAGAUUAUUUCCUGGAUGGUUUUGAUAUUUGUGGUAUUUGGAUAUAGGCGUACAUUUUGCUAUUUUUAUGGAUGAACUAACUUUUUCUAGUCAUUUUACUGUCUUUAUUUUGUUAUUUUUCUUCAGUUCUGAGAGGGAAGGGAUGCUUUAUCUUUGUAAGAAAUGUAUUUCCUAUGGGUUUAAAAACAAUGCAAAAGUCUGCAGUUUUGCACAAGUCUACACACAGUGCCUGUAAAUCUCAGCGGAAUUUACUAAACCUGGGCUAUUUUUUUAGUCUAAUGAAUGCAUUAAACAUUCUGGAAUGAAGUUUGGAUAUUAUCUGCCUGGCGGUAUUCCUUUGGGAGAGUAGUUAGCAAUGAGUGAAUGGGAAAUUACAAAAAUGGGGAGAAAAAUAGUCACUGUUUCUCCUCCUCAGCUUCUAACUAUAUAGUGCUGAAUAUGAACACAGUACCAUCAAUAUUAUAAGUUUAAAUCUUGCAUCUUUAUCACCACCUUCAGUAUUCAUUUGCUGCCUCUGCUAACUGUCUCUGGGAAAAAAUUAGCAGUGCAUCAGAUAUAUCAAAGAAAAACAGUGGUACUUCAGAAGAGAUGUAAUUUUGUAAUGCCUGUUUCAUUCUUUGACUGACAUAAUUGCACGAGCCAAUCCAGUGACAGAAUUGUAUCUAUUCCAGCUUGUUACAUUGGUUCUCCUUCCUCCCAUCUGAGAAUUCAGAUGAUGGAGAAGUUGUUGCCUGGUGUAAGUGUCCAUAGCACAGCUGAUUUGAAGGUGUUUUGUCAAUUGCUUUUGAAUGCAAUACUUGUUCAAAUGUCCAUUCCCCCCCCCCCCCUUUCCCCAGUGGUAUUGUUUGCAGUAAGAGAGUGGCUAUGGUUCUAAUUGCAGGUUUUGAUAUGCUUUGCACUUUGAGUAGCAAAUUUCCCCUUGAUUUGUAGAGCACCUUGUUGGUGUAAGGGACAAAGUCUGCCCCUACUAGAUAGUUUUCUAGACCACCACUGAUAGAUACAAAUGUCACAGUGUACCAUACAAUCAUCCUUGCAACCACUUUUGAAUUGAAUGGCCAUUAAGAAAUGGCAGGUUUCCAGCAUACCUCUUGUUUGUUUCUAUGCAGAUAUUCUCAGCGGACUGUUUCCUUCAUCCUGAGGAAAAUCAGAAUUCUGAUUUGUCCUUACCAUUUCUAAUGCUCAUGCUAUACUGUAUUUUAAAGUCUGCACUGAGAUUGUGUUACAUUAAUAAAGGUUUUAGAAUUUA